Molecule: messenger RNA, 984 nt
Organism: Sciurus carolinensis (gray squirrel)
Lineage: Eukaryota; Metazoa; Chordata; Mammalia; Rodentia; Sciuridae
Product: olfactory receptor 24-like
Exons: 1
Coding region: 1-984 (327 amino acids)
Biological process (GO): G protein-coupled receptor signaling pathway
Cellular component (GO): membrane
Molecular function (GO): olfactory receptor activity; G protein-coupled receptor activity
Source: RefSeq, a predicted model, not a curated record
AUGGCCACUAAAAAUAGGACAGAAGUAACUGAAUUUGUCUUGCUGGGCUUGUCCAGCAGGCCAGAAAUGCAGCCAGUUAUUUUUGGAAUAGUCCUUGCCAUGUACCUGGUGGCAGUUAUGGGCAAUGCCCUUCUAGUAACUGUUGCUUGUUCAGAUCCCAAACUUCAGACCCCAAUGUACUUCCUUCUCAGCCAGCUUUCCUUUAUUGACAUAUUUCUGACAACCAUCACUGUUCCUCAGAUGCUUGUGCACAUACUAUCUGUGAAUCGAACUAUUUCCUAUAACUGCUGUAUCACCCAACUGUUCUUCUUUAUGGCUGUGGGCAGCAUGGAAGGCCACUUGCUGGCUGCCAUGGCAUAUGACCGCUGUGUUGCCAUCUGUGACCCCUUAAGAUACUCUGCCAUUGUCAGCCAUCGCCUCUGUCUGCGCAUAACAUUGACCUCAUGGACAAUCGUCAGCCUUAACAGUCUUCUUUACAGUGUGUUAGUCACACACUUAACCUUCUGUGGCAACCAGGUCACCCACUUCUUCUGUGACAUCACUCCCCUGCUGCAGCUCUCCUGUACUCGACCAGUGGUCAAUGAAAUGCUGAUAUUCACAGAGGGUGUAGCUGUUGUGGUCAGCCCCUUCUUCUUUAUUUUGGGUUCUUAUGCCCGCAUUGGUAUUGCCAUAGCCCACAUGCGCUCAGUUGUUGCCCUGCGCAAAGCUCUGUCAACCUGUAGCUCCCACAUUUUGGUCGUGUUGCUCUUGUAUGGCUCUGUGAUUCGCAUGUACCUCCGGCCCUCCUCCAGCUAUGACUUGGAUCAGGAUCGUCAGGUUGCCAUCUUCUACACAGUGGUCACCCCUAUGCUAAAUCCACUGAUCUACAGCCUCAGAAACCAGGAAGUUCAAGGAGCUCUGCAAAGACUUUUUAGGAAACACUGGAUCUCAAGAAACUUCCAACCAGGCUCUCAGGCAAAUAGAGAAUGGCAACACAUCUCCUGA